Messenger RNA from [Torrubiella] hemipterigena, 690 nucleotides. The record is from the annotation of a GenBank genome assembly. NCBI's taxonomy places the organism in Eukaryota, Fungi, Ascomycota, Sordariomycetes, Hypocreales, Clavicipitaceae.
AUGACUGGGUGGUUGGAAUUGGAUAACAAUCCUUUGUCGUACAAGCUCGUUGCUGCGGACGGCGAGCUUUACCAAGUCCACUCCAACUACGACAUCUGGAAAUAUACUGGCAAACCAUACACCGGCUGGCAAUUGAUUGACAACCAAAGGCUCCUAGCUACUGUGUUUGCUACUCAGGGCAUGGUCUUCAAAUCGGACACCACCAACCGCAUCAAGCAGUAUACUGGCGUUCCUUUGCAGCCGUGGCAGCAGAUCCUCUAUGAAGACUGGGGCAACCUUGCAGUUGGUGCAGCCGGUGGUGAGGUAUACAUAUCGAUUCGUGGACGUGUGUAUAGAUACUCCGGUACACCAAACAGGUGGUAUCGUAUCCGCGAUUAUGCUGGUGUUAAGGAGCUUGCUGCCUAUGGCAAAGACGUCUACGCUAGAGACGCGGACUCCACCAUCAUCAAGUGGGCUGGCGUGCCUAACCAGUGGGAUUUAAUGGAUCCUGGUAAAUAUUCAGUGGCAAUCACUGUAGGGGCGCGCGGUUUAUAUCAGAUCCACGGCAAUGGUCACAUUUUCCAAUUCGUUGGCUCACCGUUCAACGGCUGGAAGCAGAAUGACGCAUAUGCUGCCUCCAAAGCAAUUGUUGCUGGCAACCACUUACACCAGUUGCAUAGAGACGGUAAGAUUUGGCGAUACUUGAACUAA